This is a messenger RNA of Prorocentrum cordatum, 410 nucleotides long. The record is from the annotation of a GenBank genome assembly. NCBI's taxonomy places the organism in Eukaryota, Dinophyceae, Prorocentrales, Prorocentraceae.
GCCGAAGGCCCAACAACCUGGCGAUGAAGUUUCAGAAGUAUCUGCGCGGCGUGCAGCAAAGUUCCGCGGCGCUGAGGCACAUCGACUACAAGUCUUUCAAGGUGGAGAUCAAGAGCCUCUGCGAGCGCGUGGCGGCGGGCCAGCUGACGCGGCAGGCCGCGUCGGACGGCUUCUCCCGGAGGCUGGAGGCGGAGCUGACCGAGGUCGCCUGCGCGUGGGAGGCCUGUCUCUGGGAGCUCAGGGAGCGCGUGGAGGAGCUCUUCGCGAGCGCGGACAUGUUCCUCAGCGGCGACGCCGCCCACGGCGCGCUGUGCGAGCCCCUGGGCCCCAUGAGGCUCCUGGAGCCCAUGAGGGCGUGGCUGCUGCUCUCGGCCCUCGCGGACGCGCUGCGCAGGCACCGGCUGCUGCAG